Molecule: messenger RNA, 1211 nt
Organism: Ornithodoros turicata
Lineage: Eukaryota; Metazoa; Arthropoda; Arachnida; Ixodida; Argasidae
Product: serine/threonine-protein phosphatase 1-like
Exons: 2
Coding region: 178-1023 (281 amino acids)
Biological process (GO): polyphosphate catabolic process
Cellular component (GO): cytoplasm
Molecular function (GO): endopolyphosphatase activity; phosphatase activity
Source: RefSeq, a predicted model, not a curated record
CGUAACUAAGUAAGCAACAAUGGGUCUCGAAAGUGGAACUAGACUGCCAUGCAUGCAACAGGCGUAUGGCGACAUCGUCGGAGCGAUAGGAGUGCUUAUAGUCACAUAGUGACUGUAGGAGUGCUCUGCUCUUGUCUCAGCCUGUAUUUUAAAAAGUGUAAUUUAUAGUCCUAUGCCAUGGGAGCUUUCACUUCGAUCUUUGUUUCUAUCGUGAGGUCUUACCUCAAGCCUGUUCCGUUAGUCCAUCCUUGGGGUUUACCGCUUCCCAGCAUUCCGCAUCUGACACUAAGUAAAGAAUUUGUCGAUUCUUUCGAUCAUAUCCUCGUUGUCGGAGAUGUUCAUGGUUGUUUCGACGAGCUAGUGGAACUCCUCGAAAAAUCGAAUUCCUCAAAGCCUGACACACUGAAACUAUUCGUUGGCGAUGUCAUCAACAAGGGACCGAAGAGCGAAGAGGUGCUCGACUUUCUCAUGAACAAUAACACCACAUGCCAGAGUGUCCGUGGAAAUCACGACGAGGUGGUCCUCCGUGAAUACCUGCGAUCUCGCAGCCCGGGCUACAUUCUUGCGCCUCAAAACUGCUGGAUUAAAAAGCUCAGUGCGGACCAGAUACAUUUCCUCCAGGAACUUCCGUACACGAUAUCCGUCCCGAGCCUCAACGCGGUCGUGGUCCAUGCGGGGCUGGUGCCGGGAAAAGGCGUCGAGGGAACCUCCAUCGAAGAGAUGGUCGGCAUGAGAGACAUUCUCUUUAAAGACCCGUGGGAGGAAGGGGGACUGCAGGGGACGAAAAAGGUGGUAGAAGGAUCUGUGCCUUGGGGAAGCCUCUGGAACGGUCCAGCCCACGUCUACUUCGGACACGAUGCGAUUCGCCUGAUGCAAAGGUGGCCACACUGUACGGGCCUGGACACUGGGUGCGUUUAUGGGAAGGACUUGACUGGUAUUUUUAUUAAGGGGCCACGGCAAGGGGAAGUGGUUUCCGCAAAGGCACACUCUGUUUACCAGAAGCCCGGCGUAGCGGCUUUGUAGCGGUGCCAAUAAAUAAAGGUGAAAUGAAGUUGACGGAAAGAGGUUGCGACGACGCAUUGUGCCCAAAGCUAUGCCGUAUAAUUGUGAGAGAGUUAGAUGCAUCAACAUGAACCUGAAUUCGAAUCUCUAUACGAAAGCGGUAAUACGCACUGGAAGUAGGUUAGCUGUCUGUAACCCCCUCCCCCCCC